CAGAGAACCUCUUAACUGCCAAGAGACAGAUUAUGAAGUAGAGGAAGUAAUUCUGCUCACUUCCAGGUGGUAGAUGAUGGGUAACCUUAAACAUUGCUCUAUUCCCUUGUAAUAUUUAUAGUAUCAAAAAGUUCAAUGAAUAUUGGUAUUGUUAUUAUUGGUGAUUUACAAAAUUCCCUGAAUUUACAAUGAAAUCUGCUCUUAUAAGCAUUAAUUCCUUACACCCAUUUGCUCCGUUCUGUGCGCACACAUCCUCUAAGCCAAAGAAUCCCAAUGUAUUCUGCAUAAAACCCAUUGCUUGGCCCACCCUACUCUCCUCCGAAUCUCAGUCCAAGCCAUCCAGAUUGGUUGUGCUUUGCGCUUCCCAUACCGCAAGACCUUCGAAUGCCGAACUGAAGGAUCGUGGGGUGGAGGAGGUUCCGAGUGAAGACUUUGUUGAAGAUGAGAAUACACAAAGUCAAUGGAAUGUGGAAGUGGGGAGCCCCAGUGUUCCGGCCAAGUUGAGCCUGAGUGACCACGCGUUCUUUCUCUUGGCGUUCAUUGCUUGCAAGACUUCUGUUGCGUUUACUAGCCUUGUUAUUGCAGCUGUCCCAACACUAUUUGAUGCUAGUGGAGUGCUUCAAUCAAUGGGAUAGCCAUGGCAUCUGGAUUAGAGUUAUUACUAGUGAUUAUGAGAAGAAUGAAUAAGUUGGAGAACUAAAAAAUUAUAUAAAGCAAAGGAGAAACAUUUGAAGUUUGCUGUGGCGUUAUCUUGAAUUGUAACCUUUUGAGGAUGAUGACAAAAGAACAAAAUAUGUACCUUCAUUGAAGUUGAUUUUCUGUUUUGGAAGUUAUGUAAUACUUGAAAGUUGAUACUCAAGUAACAGAGUUAAUUUGUUGUGUAAUGGGAGUGGAUGUGUAACGGAGUUGGACUU
Molecule: messenger RNA, 914 nt
Organism: Alnus glutinosa
Lineage: Eukaryota; Viridiplantae; Streptophyta; Magnoliopsida; Fagales; Betulaceae
Exons: 4
Coding region: 189-635 (148 amino acids)
Source: RefSeq, a predicted model, not a curated record